This is a messenger RNA of Athene cunicularia (burrowing owl), 4050 nucleotides long. RefSeq names its product basic helix-loop-helix family member e23 (gene BHLHE23). Lineage: Eukaryota; Metazoa; Chordata; Aves; Strigiformes; Strigidae. The annotation marks the transcript as partial. The record is from RefSeq and is a predicted model, not a curated record. Gene Ontology annotation, molecular function: protein dimerization activity. The transcript has a single exon.
UUCCACCCCGGGGCGCUGGGCAAGUCGGCGGAGAGUAGCGGCGAGCAGAGCGGCGACGAGGAGGACGGCUUCGAGGCCGGGGUGAAGGGCGGCGCGGCCUUCGAGCGAGAGGGCAAGCUGAAGGGGGGAGCCCUGGGCAAGAAGCCCAAGGAGCAGCGCUCGCUGCGCCUCAGCAUCAACGCGCGGGAGCGGCGGAGGAUGCACGACCUGAACGACGCCCUGGACGGGCUGCGCUCCGUCAUCCCCUACGCGCACAGCCCCUCGGUGCGGAAACUCUCCAAAAUCGCCACCCUGCUCCUGGCCAAGAACUACAUCCUCAUGCAGGCGCAGGCCCUGGAGGAGAUGCGGCGGCUGGUGGCCUACCUGAACCAGGGCCAGACGCUGAGCACCCCGCUGCCCGCCACCCUCAACCCCUUCGGACAGUCGGCCGUCUACCCCUUCGGCGGCGCGGCCUUGCCCGGCUGCCCCGAGAAAUGCACUGCCUUCACAGGAGCCGCCUCCGCCCUCUGCAAACACUGUAAUGACAAGCCUUGACUUCUGGCUUCUUCGGGCUUUUUUUGGGUUUAUUUUCUUUCUUUUUUUUUUUUUUUUUUUUUUCUCCGUGCACUUUUCUUUCCACUGCCAUCAGCCCUGGCUUCCUACCAUCAGUUAAGUCUGGGUUUUCUUUUUGUUUGCUUCUCUUAAACACCCACCCCCCUCCCCGUACCCCAUUUGGAAAUAUUUGGCAGUUUGCGUGGACCCCAAAAACACCCACUUUCAACUUUGUUUAGUUACCCCCCACAUGCAACUUCAUCUGUCGAGUUAUUUCCUUCCCAGCCUGUUAGUGGACUGUGAGCAAAAUGUUGCUUUUCUGCCUGCUUUAAUCUACAAACUUUUUGAGCAGUUUUUUAAACUAAACGAUAGAAAAACAGGGAGGGAGAGAGAUCUGGAUGUAGAAGCCUCAGUGAGUUUUCUUUGGAAUGAUUGACCUGUGUUAAAAAUAGCUUAAAGGGAUGGGGGGGGAGCAAAAUCCAGCUGCAAAAUUAUGCAAUGUUUUGGAAUCAUGGGAAGGGGGUGUCCUGUGUAGCCAGCUGGGGUUGGACUGCAUCUGCAAAUCCCAAUAAAAAUGACAUUCAGUCAGCUCAUGGGAGGGGGGAAGUUUGGUGCUCUUGAUAAAACAAUAGAUGCUUCAAAAUAAGAUGCUUUUUUGCUCUUUAAAAAAAAAGGAGGAAAAAAAAGAAAAAAAUAUAACCCGUUCUUGAACUGAGAGGAACCUGUGAUUGUAUGCUAAUGCUUGCUUUUUGCCUGUUUCUCAGCUUGGUUAAGUUUUCCAGAUGAUUUUUCCAAAGUCAUUGAUCAUCAUGAUAAAGCAAAAGGUCACUUAACAUAUUUAUAUGUAUUUAUAAUAAAUAAAAGACAUGAAUAACCACUUUCUCUGUCCUACAUGUCUCUAAAACCAGCUGGCAAUCAAAGCAAAACCCCUGGUGAAGUAAGGUAAAGCAGAGACGGACGGAGCAGUCCAUGGCAGAGGAGCAGUUUUGUGAAGUUAGGUGAAUGAUCGGGAUACCUGAAAAAAAACCUUGUGGACAUUCAGCUCCUUAUCAGCAGGGAUUUGGGUUUCUUUCUCCAGUUUCUCAUGAAUCGUGAGCACACAAAAAACCCCACUGUUUAUGUCUGGCAUUUGGAGUGAAGUAGGUAGAGAUUUAGCUUGUGUGUUUUGACACUUGCUGGAGAAUGCUGUGCCCCGAAACUGGUGUUUGGAAGGGGUUAUUGUAGCAUCGAGCUCAGCUCUGAGGGCACCCGUGUAAAACAUGGCAGGGAAGGAAAUUGCUUAAAGACUCUGCUUAUCCCUUCGACUUAGUUUUCUGUUAUAUCUACAGCUUGACCCUAGACCUACAUGUGGGGUUUGGGCCACUUAAUAUCAUGACUAAACUAAUAAUCUCUUGCCAAGUAUUGACUGUGUUAGUACAAAGUUACAAAGCGAGUCCCUCGCUGGCUAAGUUUUUGAUGUUGCUUGUGUUGGUUUACUUUGGUUUUCUGGUUUAUGAUGUUUAACGCUUUGGUGCCUUGUAUGCUUCACUAGUCAUUAUAUAAUAACAAUAAUUGAGGUGCAUUCAGUGAUUUCUAUUCAGAUUGGAAUACCCACCCAAUGUCAGAGCAACUGCGUAAACUGGUACAGUUGCAGCCUGAGGGGCUGGAGCUGUCCAUGGCCAUUUGUGUUAGGAGUGGGGUGUAACUAUUUAGGGUUAUUAAACCAAUUUCCAUGCCUGUCGCUAGUGUUAUGCUAAUUUGAAAAGGACUGCCAUCCCUCUAAAGCUGUUUGUCUGUGGCACUUAAUUUUAAUUAAUACAUUUCCAAAAGACUUUUUGUGUUUGGAAAAUGAAGUGUGUGAUUAAGCCUCGUUUAUAAAGACAUAUGUUUAAAACUGGUUCCUGCUCAUUUCCAUUUUUAUAUCUUCAUUUCUUCUUCUUUUACAGAAUAGUUUUACAGAGCAGUUUAUCUGUUGUACCUUUUUCCAUAAAAGAAAUCUUGAAAAUACUGUUAAAAGGCACCUGACGCAGUGAAAGCCGACCAAAACCACUACUGAAGCAAAAAUGACUGGAAACUGCAAAUCAGCAAAGGUCAUUUAAAAUUUUGCAGACUGAGUUGUUGCUAGAUAAUAUUUGGGGAAAAAAAGGUCAGUUUAACAGAAAAUCAUGAUCUUGAGGUAAAUGUUUAUUACGUCUGGUUAAAAUUAUAGAAGAUUGAGCAUUUGGGAAUAUUUAAAUGGAGAUUAGUUAACUGUUCAUUUUUCACCAAAACUAAAAUAGUUGGGAGAAUAAAAUAUUUAACAGCUUAAUAUUAAAUAUGAGUUUGGUUUGGUUAAAGACUUAAACUGAUAAUAAUGGAAUUUAUAAUUGCUUCUUUCUCAAUUAUGGCAAAAAAGAGUGACUCACCGAUUUCAGAGCCCAGAAAGUCUUCUUAGUCUUAGAGACAAGCUAUUUUUGGAACAAUGAUUUUUAGUACAGGGAUUGUUUAAUUCUUCUCCUAUAACUGACAUGAGUAAAAAGCUUGCUUAUAUUGCUGUAUCUAUGCAGAAUCCUAAAAAUCCACCUUCUCAGAGUCCUUGAAAUAGUCAGAAGGUUCUUUGAGAGCCCACUUUAAUUUAAACUAUCUCAUGAGGCUAAAUGUGGAAUUUCGAAUACAGAAGAUAAAACCUGCAUUAAAGAAAAUUGUGAUAGAAAAAUUAGCAAGCUUAAGUAUCUAAGUACUGUUAAAAGGCUAGGUAUUCAAACCAGAAAUGUAGACUUUAUCAAAGCAAUGCUAGAGGAACGUGUAAAUUGUGGUUGAAAUCGACCUUAAAGUACAGGUUUUUUAAUUCAAAAGUAAAAUGAAGUCCACUCAUAACUUUUCCUGCAGCAAACGAUAUUAAACUAGAAGUUGGCUAACUUCUCCGUUAAUCUGAAAGUUCAGUCCUGUGAGUUGCUUCUCGCCACCACAGACUUGUAGGAUUUUAACUCUUCUCAUGGGGUUGAAACCCGUACCGAGUCCUUCGCAUGUCCCGUUGACAGGACAGCAUUCAUUUCGGUGUGAUUUACACUUUGUGCUGAGCUGCUGCUAAAACUGCUGCCAAGCCAAUGCCUAAUAGCACUGCAAAGAUGAUUUUUGUUGGGAGCAUCUGAUCUCUGCAUUUGUGUGUGUGUGCAGCAUCAGUGCUAACCUUGCAGAUGUGCAUGGUUAUCCAGGGGAUAAAAUCCUGUAACUUGUCAUUUGUUUUGCCCCUUCUCUGGUAUAUGAAAAAAAAAAAAAAAAAAAUUGUGCACCAUGUAAGGUUUUAAGUGUCUGCUUCUGGUUGGUGUUUCAGAGAAUAUAAAGGGAGGACUUCAAAAUGCUGAAUAUCUUUUUUUUUUCUCCUCGGAUAUUCUUGUUAAUGAUGCCUGCUUUUUUUUUCCAAGAAGGAUUUAUGGUGUAUGCUCAGAUGGAACUGAAAUACAGAUCAUGUGUUCUAAUGUACUCAUUAUCCUGGUAUGUUCAUACUUUGACGAAAACAUAAUGCCAACUUUUAAUUAAAGAUGAUAUAUUGUUUUCUAA